CGCGUUAAUCCCCAUCAAACCCCCCAGACUUUUCCUCCAGCGCCCUCCUCCGGCCCUUCCAGCCGCCAAGCCUUCGAGAACCCUCCGAAGCUCGCUCGAUCCGAUCGGACCCCGCGCGGGCUGCCGCCAUGGCCGACGAGGCGAAGGCGAAGGGUAAUGCGGCGUUCUCCGCCGGCCGCUUCGACGAGGCGGCGCGGCACUUCUCGGACGCCAUCGCGCUCGCCCCGGGCAACCACGUCCUCUACUCCAACCGCUCCGCCGCGCUCGCCUCGCUCCACCGCUACUCCGACGCGCUUGCCGACGCGCAGAAGACCGUCGAGCUCAAGCCCGACUGGGCCAAGGGCUACUCGCGGCUCGGCGCCGCGCACCUCGGCCUCGGCGACGCCGCCAGCGCCGUCGGCGCCUACGAGAAGGGGCUCGCGCUCGACCCCAGCAACGAGGGCCUCAAGGCGGGGCUCGAGGACGCCAAGAAGGCCGCCGCCGCCGCGCCCCGCCGCGGGCCGUCCGGGCCCGACGCCAUCGGCCAGAUGUUCCAGGGCCCCGAGCUGUGGAGCAAGAUCGCGGCUGACCCUACCACGCGCGCCUACCUUGACCAGCCCGACUUCAUGCAGAUGCUGCGCGAGGUGCAGAGGAACCCCGGCAGCCUCAACAUGUACCUCUCCGAUCCCCGCAUGAUGCAGGUGCUCAGCCUCAUGCUUAACAUCAAGAUCCAGAGACCCGAGGCCUCCGAGCCGUCGCAGUCUACCCCGCCGCCGCCGCCGCAGCAGCAGCAGACGCCGCCUCCUGAGACGAAGGCGAGGGAGGUUGAGCCGGAGCCAGAGCCAGAGCCGAUGGAUUUGACUGAUGAGGAGAAGGAGCGAAAGGAGAGGAAAGCAGCUGCUCAGAAGGAGAAGGAAGCAGGUAACGCAGCUUACAAGAAAAAGGACUUUGAGACGGCGAUCCAGCACUACACUAAAGCCUUGGAACUUGACGACGAGGAUAUUUCCUAUCUGACUAACCGAGCAGCGGUCUACAUUGAGAUGGGAAAGUACGAUGAAUGCAUUAAGGACUGUGAUAAGGCUGUGGAGAGGGGUAGAGAACUUCGUGCUGAUUUCAAGAUGAUCUCAAGGGCACUGACAAGAAAAGGAACUGCUCUAGUCAAACUUGCUAAGACCUCUAAAGAUUUUGAUAUCGCCAUUGAGACCUUUCAGAAGGCUCUAACUGAGCACCGGAAUCCAGACACUCUUAAAAAGUUAAAUGAGGCUGAGAAGGCAAAGAAAGAGUUGGAGCAACAAGAGUACUAUGAUCCAAAGUUAGCUGAUGAGGAGAGGGAGAAAGGUAACGAGUUCUUCAAGCAGCAAAAAUACCCAGAAGCAAUAAAACAUUACACGGAGGCUCUUAGGAGAAACCCGAAGGAUCCUAGGGUAUACAGCAAUAGAGCUGCAUGCUACACCAAGUUAGGAGCCAUGCCUGAAGGUCUUAAAGAUGCAGAGAAGUGUCUUGAGCUAGACCCCACCUUCACCAAAGGGUACACACGGAAAGGUGCAAUUCAAUUCUUCAUGAAAGAAUAUGACAAGGCCAUGGAAACCUACCAGGCUGGCCUAAAGCAUGAUCCUAAUAACCAGGAACUGCUUGAUGGUGUUAGGAGGUGCAUUGAACAGAUCAACAAGGCCAACAGAGGAGAAAUAAGCCAGGACGAAUUGCAAGAAAGACAGAAUAAAGCUAUGCAGGACCCAGAAAUCCAGAACAUCCUUACGGAUCCUAUCAUGCGACAGGUGCUAAUUGAUUUCCAGGAGAACCCCAGGGCCGCUCAGGAGCACCUGAAGAACCCUGGAGUUAUGCAGAAGAUUCAGAAACUCGUAAGCGCUGGAAUAGUCCAGAUGAGAUGAUGAUGCGAUUGUACCCACCUAUUCGUGUCUUGUGCUGGGCUUGUUAAUUCACAUGCCCCCGUUCGUACCUUUCCAAAAUGUAGCCGUGGCAAAGGAAUCAACUUAUUGGGGGCUAGUGUCGUCCUUUUCCCGAUUGGAUUGUAAGGGCAGUUGACAUUGGAUUAUUCAUGUUUGUGGUACUGAGUUAUAGGCUACGUCCGUUUUUCGUGAUCCCAACGAAUCA
Molecule: messenger RNA, 2091 nt
Organism: Panicum hallii
Lineage: Eukaryota; Viridiplantae; Streptophyta; Magnoliopsida; Poales; Poaceae
Product: hsp70-Hsp90 organizing protein
Exons: 7
Coding region: 129-1868 (579 amino acids)
Molecular function (GO): Hsp90 protein binding
Source: RefSeq, a predicted model, not a curated record